AUGGCAGGUGGGCGGGAUGGCAACGUGACAGGUGGGCGGGAUGGCAACAUGACAGGUGGACGGGAUGGCAACAUGAGAGGUGGGCGGGAAGGCAACAUGACAGGUGGGCGGGAUGGCAACGUGACAGGUGGGCAGGAUGGCAACGUGACAGGUGGGCGGGAUGGAAACAUGGCAGGUGGGCGGGAUGGAAACAUGGCAGGUGGGCGGGAUGGCAACGUGACAGGUGGGCAGGGUGGCAACAUGGCAGGUGGGCGGGAUGGCAACGUGGCAGGUGGGCGGGAAGGCAACAUGGCAGGUGGGCGGGAUGGCAACGUGACAGGUGGGCGGGAUGGCAACGUGACAGGUGGGCGGGAUGGCAACGUGACAGGUGGGCAGGAUGGCAACAUGACAGGUGGGCGGGAUGGCAACGUGGCAGGUGGGCGGGAUGGCAACGUGGCAGGUGGGCGGGAUGGCAACGUGACAGGGUCAGCAUGGCACCCUCAGUAUCCAGGCUGGCCCGUCGCGAACCCUGGCACCGGCUCUUAUCUCCGGGUGCCGCUUCUCCGGCCACUACACUUGACUCGAGGACCUGUAGGCCCUGGCCGGCCGUGA
Penaeus monodon (black tiger shrimp) is the source of this 591-nucleotide messenger RNA. Its product is annotated as circumsporozoite protein-like. The transcript is spliced from 2 exons. The record is from RefSeq and is a predicted model, not a curated record. The coding region runs from base 1 to 591 and encodes 196 amino acids. NCBI's taxonomy places the organism in Eukaryota, Metazoa, Arthropoda, Malacostraca, Decapoda, Penaeidae.